AUGGGUCACGCAGCCGGUCUCCGCGCGGGUACGCGCUAUGCUUUCUCUCGCGAUUUCAAAAAGAAGGGAAUGAUCCCGCUCUCGACCUACCUCAAGCAGUACAAGGUCGGUGAUAUCGUCGAUGUCGUAGCCAACGGUGCCGUCCAGAAGGGUAUGCCCUACAAGGUCUACCACGGCAAGACCGGUAUCGUCUACAACGUCACCAAGUCCGCCGUCGGUGUCAUCCUCCAGAAGCAAGUCGGCAACCGAUACAUGGAGAAGCGCAUCAACGUCCGCAUCGAGCACGUCCGCCACUCCCGCUCACGAGAGGACUUCCUCAAGCGCGUCAAGCUCAACUUCGCCAAGCAACAAAAGGCCAAGGAGACUGGCGAGCCCCAACAGAUGAAGCGCCAGCCCGCACAGCCCCGCGCCGAGCACAUUGUCAGCCUCAAGGAGCAGAAGCCGGAGAACAUCACACCCGUACCUUACGAGACCUACAUCUAG
This is a messenger RNA of Alternaria ethzedia, 483 nucleotides long. RefSeq names its product 60S ribosomal protein L21A (gene RPL21A). The transcript is spliced from 3 exons. Gene Ontology annotation, cellular component: cytosolic large ribosomal subunit; ribosome. The coding region runs from base 1 to 483 and encodes 160 amino acids. Gene Ontology annotation, biological process: translation. The record is from RefSeq and is a predicted model, not a curated record. Lineage: Eukaryota; Fungi; Ascomycota; Dothideomycetes; Pleosporales; Pleosporaceae. Gene Ontology annotation, molecular function: structural constituent of ribosome.